This is a messenger RNA of Gongylonema pulchrum, 282 nucleotides long. The record is from the annotation of a GenBank genome assembly. Lineage: Eukaryota; Metazoa; Nematoda; Chromadorea; Rhabditida; Gongylonematidae.
AGCCAUAUUUUGGCUGCUCGAGCAGUGGCCAAUACCCUCAAAUCAUCGCUUGGGCCACGUGGCCUUGACAAAAUGCUUGUUUCGUGCGAUGGUGAUGUGACCAUAACAAACGAUGGUGCAACGAUCAUGGAGAAGAUGGAUGUGCAGCAUCAUGUGGCCCGUUUGAUGGUUGAACUUUCGAAAAGUCAGGAUGCCGAGAUCGGCGAUGGUACCACCGGUGUUGUUGGUGAACUAUCACUCAGCGGCAACGUUCAAGGACCCGGCAAUUUUGGUGUUGUUUGA